Messenger RNA from Pelodiscus sinensis (Chinese soft-shelled turtle), 1587 nucleotides. NCBI's taxonomy places the organism in Eukaryota, Metazoa, Chordata, Testudines, Trionychidae. The record is from RefSeq and is a predicted model, not a curated record.
AUGGCUGUGCCUCCAAGACUGGAAUCUGCACCGGUUCUGGCUCACAGGCACUCUCACUCACCUGCGACUGUGGGUGCCCCUGCCCUACCAGCGCUAUCAUUGACCCCGGCGUUGGCGGCACUGACUAUGCUGCCACUGGCCACGCUGAUUCCUACGGCACUGAUCCUGACCGUGCCGACUCCAGCUGUCUCUGCGCUGGCAACAGCGGCACCGGCCACACCAACCGCCUUGGUGCUGGCUAUUACGGCACUGUCCUUCUCAGCACCAGCUACUGCGGCACCGAGCGCAGCACCAGCUGUCUUGGUGCUGGCUCAAUACAGCUUCUCCCUGACACUAUCACCAGCACCGAGAUUUCUAUCAACAGGCUCUUUGUCAGUGCCGGCUGCACCAGCUGAAAUUGACAAGUGCCGAAGCACUGCUGUGUCAGCCUCCAGAGCUGCUCCAUGCACCUGCACUGCAGUAUCAGAGCUCCCCCUCAAGGUUACAAUCAAUGCUGCAUGGAAGAUCCGACCAUUCACAGAGCUUAAGGAUUUGAAAUCUAGCAAUCAACGAGAUGAAAUUGCAGCAGCACGUGCUUCUCUAAAGGAAAAUUCAUCUCUCCUACAUUCAAUUUGUUCAGCUUGUUUGGAACAUUCAGAUGUUGGAUCCCUUACAGCCAACAAGGACUCAAUUUUCAAUGAAAUACAGAGCGCUGUCAGUGUCAUUUCUAAUGCUUCUCAAGGAAUUAGAAAUCAAAAGGUUCAUCCUACGUCUCCUUCAGCUAUGCUAGGAAGUGCACUUGAUGAGCUUGAGAGUUUAAUCGUAUUGGAUCCACUUACAAUGAAUGAAGAAAAAAUAAGGCCAUCACUAGAGAAACAUUUGGAAGGGAUUAUCAGUGGAGCAGCACUGUUAGCUGACUCUUCCUGCACUCGUGACAUUCAUAGAGAACAAAUAAUCACAGAAUGCAACGCCAUCCGCCAAGCUCUCCAAGAUCUUCUGUCUGAAUACAUGAAUAAUGCUGACAAGAAAGAAAAGAGUAAUGCCUUGAAUAUCGCAAUAGAUAGCAUGUGCAAGAAGACAAGAGACCUUCGCAAACAGCUUCGGAAAGCUAUUAUAGAUCAUGUCUCGGACUCUUUCUUGGAUACUACUAUUCCACUUCUAGUUCUCACUGAAGCUUCUAAAAAUGGAAGAGAAAAGGAAAUAAAGGAAUAUGCUGCUAUAUUUCAAGAACACACCAAUAGGCUUUUGGAGGUGGCUAAUCUUGCUUGUUCACUGUCAACCAAUGAAGAUGGAAUAAAAAUUGUCCAAAUGGCAGCUAAUCACAUAGAGACUUUGUGCCCACAGGUUAUUAAUGCGGCUUUAGCUCUUGCUGCAAGACCAAAAAGCCAAGUAGUAAAAAACAACAUGGAAAAAUAUAAGAGCACAUGGGAGAAUCACAUACAUGUUCUUACUGAAGCUGUGGAUGACAUUAUAAGCAUUGAUGAUUUCCUUGCUAUAUCAGGUGUCCACAAGUUUCCAGCUGGUGACAAAUUCUUUUACUUACAGUCAGGUAAAUUUGAGCCUACCAUUAUGAUGUUGGAUUUACAAACUACUGUUAAGAAGAUUUGA